UGGAAAUUCAAUUUUAUGAAAUUUGAUUUUAAUUAUAUAUUCACUGCCGAGUAUUUCUAUGUUGCUAUCAAGAUGGCAGCUGACGUUGACGAGUUGGACAUUAAUCCCGUUUACCAGGCCCUUCAGACCAACUUUUUGUCUCAGUUUGAAGAAGCUCAGGAGAAAUGUUAUGUGAUUUGUAUUCCACAGUCAUCUUCACUUACUGGUGUUAACAUUAAUUCAAAGUUUAUAAAGUCACAUCUGUUGAAACCUUCACCAUUUUUUAAAGGCCAAUAUUACACUUCAUGUUCAAAAGGAAAGAUUGUUUAUCUUGAGAAAAAUGAACUUUAUUUGGAAGGGUUUUUUGGUGGAUCACGGACAAAGAUCUUAAAUGAAGAAAUUGGCUACAACAAGAUAUACAAGCCUUACAAAAUACUUGUCCUAGACAAACCACUGGAUCCAACCUUAAAGCCAGCAAAGAAUGGGAACAAAUCUCGGAACAGCAAUCUGUUUAUGCCAAAACCAACUGCAGAAGAGUGUUGCCAGUGGUUGUUGUCAUUUCCAGAAUUUGAACCGAUCUUGAAUGACCUGGAUAUUAGAAUAAGAAUGUUUAACACAAACUACAUGGUACUGCCAUGCUAUUUGGAGAAUACUGCAACUCAUCUCUCAGAAUUGGCAGAAGAAACUGUGACGGAUGUAUAUGACUACUACACUGAAUACAUCAAACCUCAGAAAUGUUGUGCUUGUGCACCACGGUUAAUUCAGAAUGAUAUCCGGUUUCUCUCAGUUCUGAACUCUUCAAUUGAAAGUUAUAUAUUGGAGAAUGUCUAUGAUACUGUGUUCCCUGUUAUUCGGCAACAUCAUGUCGAAGCUGACCAAGCCUUGCUGACACGCUGCAUUGAGUUGAGUGCUGGUAAUAACUUACAAAUAGGUAUUGCUCAGCAAUUUGACUGUGAUUUACCUGAAGCUUGUAACAUCCUUCAGAUGCUGGAUAGUUUGAAAACUCCAUUGGAGAAAUUAAUAUCAGUGAAAUCCUGUAUGGAUAGCAUCUCAAGUGGAAUCUCACAACAUACAGAGAAAUCGAGACUAUUCCAUAAACGCGCUAAUCCAUCCAUCUGUAUUACCUCAGAUGACCUUAUUCCUUUAUUGGUGAAGGUCUUGAUAAAGGCACAGUGUCCACAUCUACAGAGUAACAUAUUUUACAUGGAUGUGUUCAACUGGUCAGCAGCAUCAAAGGACAAAGACAAUAUCAGUUACUGUUUGGUGACACUGAAAGCAGCUGUGAUCUACAUGAAGGAGCAAAUCAUGACGACUUCUCGUCCUCUUUCAGAUCCAACUCCAACUAUUCAACAUACCCAUAAGUCACAGUCAGAAGCAAUGGGUGCACGUAUGAAAUAUAGCGAAUCCUCAUCUGGAGUCACGUCACUAAAUACUCACCUGGAAAGGCGCCGGCCGCCAAAAAGUUUAGAUGAAACAAUGGACAAUAUUACAAGACGUCUCAGGGAGAUAUCCAAUGAAGAGGCACCUGUUAAGAAUAAGAGGACUAGUAGUAUAUUUGGACCUUACAGUAAGAAGAUUUCGAUAACAUCUACAGAGUUAGUCCCAACGAAGACAAGUACUAAUACCAGCAAAAGUGUUAAAAAACCUGAUUUAGGGGAUUUCUUAUCAAAUCUUCAAGACGAUGUGUUUUGUGAAACAUGCGGUUGAAAACCAAAGCCAGAUACAGGACCUUAUUAGAUAUAUGAUCAAGAACAUAUUUGCUCAAAAGGCUCUUUUCACAACAAUAAAAUGUUCAAAACCAGUGAAAUUUUUUUUUGAAGUUAAGGAUUAUAAACUAAUGGAGGAAUCAAUUUUCACUGAACAUUAAAAGAAAAAAAAAAUUAGAAAAUGGACCAAGAAACAAAAAUCACCAGAUACACCAAUGCCUCUUAGGUACUAAACUCACCUGAAACAUGUCAUCAAGAAAGUUUUAUAACAAGUAGGGAACUAGAAAUAUCAGCAAUUCUGCUGAUUAACCAGCCGUCCACACUUAUCUUCACUGGAAAACAGGGGUCUGUGAAAUGUGAUGAUAAAUCAGUGCAAUUUUUUUUAAAAGAAUUCCUUUUUGAUUUGAUUUCAGAUAAUGUCUCAAUAUUCAUUUUAUAAGUUGGGAUCAACAUAAAAUAUAAUAAACAUAUAUUUCUAUUUCACUGAAAGAAAGGAGAGAGAGACAGACAGACAGACAGAGAGAUGGGAAAUAUGUAAACAAGGAUUUGAACCUGCUUUGGGUAUUCCAAAGGGAAGUUUAUGUAAAUGAAUCUAAUAUACAAAACUGGAAGUCUAAAUUAAUUAAAGACAUUUCUAUCUAUAGUAAUUAAUAAUCUAAAACUGUGGUGCAUACAUUCCAUCUAUAUGGAAUAACAUAAUAACUUAGAUAAAUUUGUGUUAACAUAUUUAAUGGUUUUUUUUAACUAUAAAUGGUUGUGUGGUUUAAGGAAAGUGCAACUGAUUCACAUAGUUUCCGGUUCAAUCCUGCAGCAUGGCACUUUGGACAAAUGUCUUGCACCAUACUCAUAAGUUGACCAAACAUUUGUGAUGUUAGAAUAGAAACUGUCUUACACAAAUAUGUAUAUGUGUGCAUAUAACAUUCAUGGAUUUAUAUCAGCCAAUUAAAUCAGUAUCUGUAACUACACUGAUUUGUCACUUGUCACAAAUGCAGUGAAUGGCAAAGCUGGAAAUCUCUAACCAGUAAUGCCAUUGUUUCUCAUUUGUGAUAUUAAAUGUGUACUGAGGUAAAAAAAAAAAAAAAAAA
Octopus sinensis (East Asian common octopus) is the source of this 2770-nucleotide messenger RNA. RefSeq lists its product as uncharacterized. The transcript has 21 exons. The record is from RefSeq and is a predicted model, not a curated record. Gene Ontology annotation, molecular function: guanyl-nucleotide exchange factor activity; SNARE binding. Gene Ontology annotation, biological process: early endosome to late endosome transport. Gene Ontology annotation, cellular component: transport vesicle; tubular endosome; plasma membrane. NCBI's taxonomy places the organism in Eukaryota, Metazoa, Mollusca, Cephalopoda, Octopoda, Octopodidae. The coding region runs from base 16 to 1686 and encodes 556 amino acids.